This is a messenger RNA of Pleurotus ostreatus (oyster mushroom), 1680 nucleotides long. RefSeq lists its product as uncharacterized. The record is from RefSeq and is a predicted model, not a curated record. The transcript has 2 exons. NCBI's taxonomy places the organism in Eukaryota, Fungi, Basidiomycota, Agaricomycetes, Agaricales, Pleurotaceae. The coding region runs from base 1 to 1680 and encodes 559 amino acids. Gene Ontology annotation, molecular function: heme binding; electron transfer activity.
AUGGGGCAACGACAUCAAGCCUUCCUCAUCGCCAAAUUUCCUCGUUCUUACAAAGGGCACACAAGCUAUGAAUACCAAUGUGUAGCCGCAAUUCAUCAUCAAUGGUGUUAUGCCACUGCGCCCCCUCGUGCAGCACGACGUUUCCUUGACCUAGCAAAAGUGCCCACUAACGCAGAACUCAUUCGAUUCGAGCUGCGCCAUUUUGACGAAAACAAGGGUAUCAGGGGUAGACAUUCGCCAUCUCCCUAUCUUCUCUAUAUCCUCGCCAUUGCUUUUUCGUCCGAUCUCCAACUGGGGUAUGCCUCAUCGACUUUGUUUGAGAGUGUGACUAUGGAUAGUUUUGGAGGCGAUAACAACGAUGGCAUUACCAUAUUUGACGUGACUGAUCCCUCGAAUUGUACAUAUUGUCACGUCAUCUCCGAGUCUGAAGGACCCGUAUCUUCCGAGCAAUACAUGCGAUCCUACUUUGACGCUUACAUGGACGAGCCUGAUAAUCUUCCUGCUCUCCUCGAGUCAAUGCAGCAGGCGCCGUUGAUCUCCUUCAAAACAUUGGCGGAAGCAUGGCCCCACGAGUACAAACGCUACUAUGAGCGGAGGCAUGGUAGCGACCCCGUUGGUGUCUCCAGAGAUGACUCGCUGACAGACCUAAACGGGGGUGUUCCACGAUUAACCGACCUGAUAAUCCAUCCAGCACUUCUCCGAUGUAUAGCUGAUGGCGACCUCAGCGCCAUCGAACCCUUCCUGUGGAUGCCCGACAAGAAGCCCGCCGUCACGCGCGUCCUACAAGAACUCAAUCCGUUUCCUAAUCUCGCCCUGCCGUUGCUCGAUGGAAUCCUAGAAUUCGCACCCAACGACAUCAUUGACCUUUCUCGGUUCUCCUUGACAUCCAGCCAAGUUGUACAGUUCGUUUCACAACACCAUUCAAUCACGAAGCUCAGUCUAGCGGGUAUGGAACUAGUCACCAUCGACUCUGUGAAACAGCUACUUAAAAUAUCGCCUCGUACUUCGUACCUCAACAUUCUGGACACUCCUGUGCUACCCUCUGAAAUCGCUCAACUCCUCGCCACUGAGCCUCGACUAUUCUACCAUGUGGAAACCCUCCUCCAUCCAGUGUUCCUAACGAGCAAAUGGUCAGAACCCGCCAACGAUCUCUUUUUCACCAUUCCGCAUACGGACAGGUACUCAGUCGGUUGUCCAGCAUUACCAUACACAACUCCCGCAAAGAUCGUCCAGGCAGUUAUCGACUUCCUCGAAUUUAAUGGAACGGAUGGAGCAAAAUAUGAUUACGGCAGCAUGGCGACCGUUUGCUUGUCUUCUGAGCUGCGAACGCCAGGUCAAGGUUGGGGAGCUAGGGCCGUGCCUAUCUUCCCGAUUGUGAAUAACCCAACUCGAUUAAAGGGACCGGGGUGGUUUUUCGUUUCGACACGGGAUUACUACGCUUUCUGCCGUCGACCCGGGGGUAUUGAAGCCAGCCUUCUUGUCACGGACGUACGUGGAUGUAUGGAGUCCAUGACAGCAGAGGGUCGCCCACCUCCUCGAGAAGAAGACAUCAAGAAACUCGACGAGUUACUCGCUAUGAAGUACAAGGCAGGGAUAGAAGACAUUACAGAAUUUGAAGCUAAUUUAGAGAAAAGGUACUCUAAACGUAAGCCCUCUGACGAGCUGGAGUAUAUUUGGUAG